Messenger RNA from Stylophora pistillata, 749 nucleotides. Its product is annotated as basic phospholipase A2-like. Gene Ontology annotation, biological process: phospholipid metabolic process; lipid catabolic process; arachidonate secretion. The record is from RefSeq and is a predicted model, not a curated record. Lineage: Eukaryota; Metazoa; Cnidaria; Anthozoa; Scleractinia; Pocilloporidae. Gene Ontology annotation, molecular function: phospholipid binding; calcium ion binding.
GUUCAUGAGUCUACUAUACUCUGUAGCUUAAAAACACUCCAAGUAGAAGAGCUAAGAAAGCGACGGUCAGUAGAGAAGUAGGAAGAUGAAGGGAGUGUUUUUGGUAAAGAUGAUCAUUUUGGCCAAUGUGUUCGCUUUUCCAUCUGACAGGGAUGGUCUAAAAAUUCAAAACAAAAAAGAUAAAAUUGUGCGCACCCAGAGAAACCUUCUGCAAUUCAAUAACAUGAUAGCUUGUGCAACUUCGAGAACUUCUGCAGAUUAUAUUGAUUAUGGCUGUUACUGUGGCCUCGGAGGAGCAGGAACGCCUACAGAUGCUACUGACAGAUGCUGUAAGAUUCAUGAUGAAUGUUAUGGUCAUAUACAAAAGCAAAACUUGUGUUAUUUCAAAGUGGAUGUUUAUAUGAGAAUGUACACCAGAGACAAUAAUUGCACUGGCUGUGCUGAUAAAGAGGGAACUUGUGAGAGGGCUGUUUGUGAAUGUGAUGGAGCAGCAGCAAGGUGUUUUGCUGGAAAAGCAUAUAACAUAAAGCACUAUAACUGGCCAGCCGACAAGUGCUGAUUAAGAUGUGCAAGGGAAAGAGUACAAAACUAACAGAAUAGACUGAUCAAACAUAUUACAAGUAAUACAUGAGAUGAAUAUUAAACAAGAAACUUAUGUGUGACAAGUUAAUUCUUAAAGCUUUGUAACUAAUGAAAACAAUGUAGCAAUAAUCUAAAAAUCUAAAUUGAGACAAACUUGUACUUAUAGG